UUUACAGCAUCACGCACUUCGCUCUCAAUCGGAUAUCCGGCGACGAAGGGGCCUCGAGGAUUCCGUCGUUGAAUCCCAUGCAAAACAAUCCUUACCCAAUUUAUACAUCAGCUCCCGUAAGCUCGGGUGAAUAUGACUUCGAAUGCAUCUUGAAAUCGCUUCCGUUUCGGAGUUUAGUUCCUAUGUUUUUUUGGCAUCUAGCAACGGGACCCUGCUGCGGGCCGAUCAAAGUCGGUCUUCGUUGGUGUUUUCUCGUUGUGCUCAAUGCUCCUGUUGUCAUUACACUCCAAGCUGCUUCAUCCCAGCGCUGCUUCUUGUUGUUGCAGAGUCUCGGAAGCAGGUUGAGUUGUGCUGGGUGUUGGUGCGAGUGUGUUUUUUUUUUGGUUUUGAGGUUUCUGUAGAGUUCAGGAUUUCGGAGGAUUUGUUGGAGUGCGACGGUGAGGUUACGCGAGAGAGAAAGGUGAAGAAGUAGACGGAGAGAUGGGUUCAACAGUGGUCUCAUACAGUUCGCAGUGUGUCGGGUUGGCAGCACCCACGAACAUUGUUGCCCGUGUGAGUGGCGCGGAUUUGGACAGAAUUUCUGGGCGGACCCAUAUGAGCACCCAAUUCUAUGGUGUGCGCUCUGGAGCUCUGGGUGCCAAGGGCUGGGUGCGGUCCUCGACCAGGAUUUGCACACGAAUCCCGGUGUUGAUUAUUAAGGCCCGCGUCGUUAAUGAAGUGGAGGACAUAUUUCCAGAUGCCGUCUCAAAGAGUUUGGAGUUUGAUUUGGACUCUUACUUGAGAGCCAAGGCCAAGGCUGUAAAUGUAGCCCUUGAUAAGGCAGUGCCAAUGCAAUACCCGGAGAAGAUUCGAGAGGCUAUGCGUUAUUCCUUGUUAGCUGGGGGCAAGAGAGUGCGGCCCGCUCUGUGUAUUGCGGCGUGUGAACUUGUGGGAGGUAAUGAGGAUCUGGCAAUGCCAUCGGCUUGUGCUAUGGAAAUGGUCCACACCAUGUCUCUUAUUCACGAUGACCUUCCUUGUAUGGACGACGACGAUUUAAGGAGAGGAAAACCUACAAAUCACAAGGCCUUCGGAGAGGAUACUGCUGUGCUGGCUGGAGACGCACUGUUGGCAUACGCCUUCGAGCACAUAGCCCGCGCAACGACAGGAGUGCCAGCGGAUAGGGUUUUGAGAGUCAUCGCUCAUUUGGGAAAAGCUGUAGGUUCUGAGGGCUUGGUGGCUGGGCAAAUUGUGGACAUUGCGUCUGAGGGAGAUCGUACUGUGGGCCUAGAAAUCCUUGAGUAUGUUCACACGCACAAGACUGCCGUUCUUCUGGAGUCUGCCGUUGUCAGCGGUGCCAUCCUUGGAGGAGCUUCUGAGGACGAAAUCAGCAGACUGAGCAAUUAUGCACGCAAUGUGGGACUCUUAUUCCAAGUCGUAGACGAUAUCUUAGAUGUGACCAAGUCGUCUGCCGAGUUGGGCAAGACCGCAGGCAAAGAUCUUGUGGCCGACAAGGCUACCUACCCAAAGUUACUGGGGCUGGAGAAAUCGAGGGCUUUUGCGGAGGAACUGAUACGAAAAGCCAAGGACCAACUUUCGGUAUUCGACCAGCAGAAGGUAGCACCCUUACUUGGGCUUGCUGACUACAUCGCUUACAGGCAGAAUUAGCCACCUUCCAUUCUUCAGGUGUAGAUUAUAUGUAGAUUAGCAUAUUAUCAAGUAUAAAAGGGCCCAAACGGGACGUAGGUUAAGCAUUUCUGGAUUGUCUGUGACUCGUAUCAUGGGCUACCAGUUAUUAUUGAUGGCUCCAGUUCCUGAGAGCUUGUGGGCAGUAUUCUUUUCGCAGUUUAUAGAAGUUGACAUCGAGACAUGUACAGUACAUUCUCUGAGGAUCAAAUCCAAGACUCAGCAUUGCGUUUGCCUUCGUCGUGCAGUUGUUGCAUAUUGAAUAUCACUCCAAGCAUGUGCUUUUUGAAUUACAAAAAAGCGAAACCGUUACUGCUU
Molecule: messenger RNA, 1980 nt
Organism: Physcomitrium patens
Lineage: Eukaryota; Viridiplantae; Streptophyta; Bryopsida; Funariales; Funariaceae
Product: geranylgeranyl pyrophosphate synthase, chloroplastic
Biological process (GO): isoprenoid biosynthetic process
Molecular function (GO): prenyltransferase activity
Source: RefSeq, a predicted model, not a curated record